AAGUACCCUUGUUUAUAAGUACACAAAUUAAUAUUUUUCCAUGGAAAAUUCAACGGCUUCUAAACUUGCUUGCUUGGCAAUAAUGUUUUUUGUAAUAACUUUUACAAAGGUCGAAGCAACUGUUAAAUGUAGUGCUGUCUUGGCCGAUCUUAGCUCAUGUUACAAUUAUGUCCUAAAUGGAGGACAAGUGCCGCUACCUUGUUGUUCCGGAACUCAAUCACUCAACGAAGCCGCCAACGAUACACCAAAUGCACAAGAUGUUUGUAAGUGUAUCAAAAUCAUUGUUCCGAAGAUUGGGGCCAAAUCGGAUUUUGUUAACAACAUCCCAAAAAUAUGCAACGUUAAUAUCCCCUACACAUACUCAGACGCGCUCGAUUGUUCAAAGGUGGAGCGUUAAAUCAACGAACUUCGACAGAUAUAUAUAUAUAU
Messenger RNA from Andrographis paniculata, 429 nucleotides. RefSeq names its product non-specific lipid-transfer protein Lac s 1-like. The record is from RefSeq and is a predicted model, not a curated record. NCBI's taxonomy places the organism in Eukaryota, Viridiplantae, Streptophyta, Magnoliopsida, Lamiales, Acanthaceae. Gene Ontology annotation, cellular component: membrane. Gene Ontology annotation, molecular function: lipid binding. The coding region runs from base 41 to 397 and encodes 118 amino acids. The transcript is spliced from 2 exons. Gene Ontology annotation, biological process: lipid transport.